This is a messenger RNA of Diplodia corticola, 1245 nucleotides long. RefSeq names its product gdsl-like lipase acylhydrolase domain protein. Bases 1 to 1245 code for a protein of 414 amino acids. Lineage: Eukaryota; Fungi; Ascomycota; Dothideomycetes; Botryosphaeriales; Botryosphaeriaceae. Gene Ontology annotation, molecular function: carboxylic ester hydrolase activity. The transcript is spliced from 5 exons. The record is from RefSeq and is a predicted model, not a curated record.
AUGCGCCUCCCAAGCCUCCUCAUUGUGGUGUUUCUGGCCUGCAGUGCCUGUGCAACGAUCCUGCAGAAUGGCCAGGUUCGAGACGUCCACUUCCCAAACACGACCAUCGUCCUUGACGACGACGACCGCAAUUCCACCUGGAGGACCUACCCGCCCAACGCCACCGAAAUCGGUUACAAGGGUCGCUGGGACAGCAAGCACAUCUCCUGGUGGUCAGCCCCUGGCCUCAAAUUCGCCUUCACCGGCGACCGCCUUGCCAUCAGCUUCGGACAGCACACCUCCCCGGGCGUCCUCAUCGGCUACCGUCUCGACGGCCAGGACUGGCAAUUCACCAACGUCACCGCCAACUCCACCAACCUGCUCGUCACGCCCGCCACCCCGGGCUUCAACCUCACCACCUCCCGCACCCGCACCUUCGAGCUCCGCGUCACCAACUGGUCCCUCGGCGUCCAAAUCGCCAACAUCCACGUCUCGCGCGCCGCCAACGGCACCCUCGUCGGCCUCCCGCUCGCCCCGCGCACGCUCGAGAUCAUCGGCGACUCCCUCUCCGCGGGGCAGUACGCGACGUACGAAGGGCUCGCGUCGUACGCGUGGGACCUCGCGGCGGGGCUCGGCGGCGCCGAGUUCUCCAUCACGGCCUACCCGGGCAUCUGCCUCGUCGACGCGCCGUGCUGGGGCAACGCGCGCGGGCAGCGGCGCCAGUGGCGCUACGCGUCCGACACGUCGGCGCGCGCCGCGCGCCUGUACGGCGCCGACCACGCCGCCGCCGAGCCGUGGGACUUUGCCGCCCGCCCCCCCGCCGACGUCGUCGUCGUCAACCUCGGCACCAACGACAACAACACGGCCAACGACGUCGGCGGGCCCGCCGCCUUCCUCGCCGCCUACGUCGCCCUCGUCGCCGACGUGCACGACGUCUGGCCCGACGCCCAGGUCGUGCUGGUCAGCCUGUGGAACGGCUUCGGGCCCGUGGGCUCGUCGUGGGCCCAGGGCGGCGCCUUCGUCGACGAGAUACAGGAGGUGGCGAGGAGGUAUGAGAGCGAGGGGUUCGUGCAUUAUUUCAACACGACGGGCAUCAUGCAGCAUAACGAUAUCGGUCCGCAGUGGCAUCCUACCGACGUCGGCGCUCUCAAGCUCGCGAGCCACCUCAUGCAAUUCAUCAAGAUCAAGUUCGACUGGGAUCUGUUGGCGACCGGUCCCGAAAUCCAGCACGAGACGCUGUACUGGAACGACCAGGCGAACUACUGA